AUGACUCUAUACAGCAACAAACUCCAAACCAGCGCAGCAUCCAACAAGCUCUGUAAAGCCUUCGGCAUAAAAGUCUCAGCCAACACCCAAGUCGUCCAGAUCGCCCACAACGCAGGCUUCGACUCCCUAUUUAUUGAUCUGGAGCACGGCUGGCUCUCACUGGAGGAGACAAGGAACCUAUGUCAUUUUGGCCUGCUGGCUGGCAUCACCCCGUUCGUACGCGUGCCGCAUCAAUGCGGCAAUGGAUUCGUCCAGCGUAUCUUGGAUGGGGGUGCCAUGGGAAUUAUCUUUCCUCAUAUCCAUUCAGCAGCCGAUGCUGAAGAAGCUGUUCGGAUCUGUAAAUAUCCACCUCGGGGCUGUCGCUCGAUGACUGGACAACUUCCGCAAUUUGAAAUGAAGCCGCAAACCCCAGAGGAGAUUAUCGGCAAAAGCAAUAAAUUUUCGUCGACUGUAUUUGCUAUGAUCGAGAGUCGAUCGGCCGUUGAACGCGCGGAGGAAAUUGCUGCUGUGGAUGGUGUGGAUGUUAUCCUGAUCGGGUCGCUGGAUUUGUCUAUCGAUCUUGGAGUGCCGGCUCAAUUUGAGAGUGACACAUAUAGAAGGGCAGUUGAGACUGUGAGCAAGGCGUGUCGUGCCUGUGAGAAGAUCUUUGGUAUUGCUGGAAUUUAUGAUAAACCGGCGAUCCAGGACUGGGCGAUUAAUGAGCUAAGGGCGAGGUUUAUGCUUGUGCAACAGGAUAUCUCGUUGAUUGCUCGAGGUGGCGUGGAGGCUGUCCGUGCAGUGCCUACUGUCAAGGGAUCAAAAGAGAUAUAG
Molecule: messenger RNA, 810 nt
Organism: Penicillium alfredii
Lineage: Eukaryota; Fungi; Ascomycota; Eurotiomycetes; Eurotiales; Aspergillaceae
Product: HpcH/HpaI aldolase family protein
Exons: 2
Coding region: 1-810 (269 amino acids)
Cellular component (GO): cytoplasm
Molecular function (GO): aldehyde-lyase activity
Source: RefSeq, a predicted model, not a curated record